Molecule: messenger RNA, 699 nt
Organism: Eremothecium sinecaudum
Lineage: Eukaryota; Fungi; Ascomycota; Saccharomycetes; Saccharomycetales; Saccharomycetaceae
Gene: NYV1
Product: Nyv1p
Exons: 2
Coding region: 1-699 (232 amino acids)
Source: RefSeq, a predicted model, not a curated record
AUGAAAACUUAUAACGUAACAUAUGUUGAAAUAAUAAAUAACGAUAACGCAACAACGAAAUGCCAGUGGUAUGGAGGAGAUGAGUCUCAAACAAGGUAUGGUGCUAUCUCUAAUAGAGCACAGAAGGACAUUUCUAAAGAUACAUUUCAUCGAUUGGUGUACGAUGUUAUAAUACCUAAGGUUGUACAUCGCAAAGGAAAUAAAAUUACAAAAACAACAGUCAGCUUGGUAGAUGGAUAUGACGGAUAUUAUACUACUGAUGAUGAUGGUGACAUUUUAGUGAGCUUUGCUUCUGUAGAAACCCCCAAAAUAUUGCCAUUAAGAGUGUUGACGCAAUUAAAAGGAAUGGUUAGCGUCGAUGAUGAAUCGUUACGAAAUAAUAUAACCGCAAUAGUUACAGAUUUCCAUAAGGAAUUACUAUCCUACCAUGAUUCCACAAUGUAUGAAGCUACUGACCAGGAUCUACAGGAGAUAAUCAAUGUGAUGAACGAUAACAUAGACAAAUUUUUGAGACGUCAAGAGCGAAUAACAUUGUUGGUUGACCAAACCUCUCAAUUGAAUCAGAAUAGCUUUAAUUUUCAGCGAAAAGCUAUCAAAAUCAAAAGGAACAUGUGGUGGCGUAGCUUUAAAUUUUGGGCAGUUUGUGUACUGGCUGCCAUGAGUUUUUUGUUCAUAUUAUGGGUUAUGCUACAUUCAUGA